GACCAUUCGAAGCAGACCAAUGUGGCGCCUCCUCAAGCAGCAGCAUCUUCCGCGCGGCCGGACGUCCGUCGCAGGCAACGUGCGCUGCAUGAGUGCAACGAACAACGCUGGUGGUGGUAUUCCUGGUGACUUUGUUGCGCACGUCAGGGAACUCGGCGUGAGUCUUCCGAACGGCAAAAAGUUGUUUGAAAAUAUGAACUUGGCGUUCCUGAAUGGCGCGAAGAUCGGGAUCUUGGGCAGCAACGGCAGCGGUAAAUCGACGCUGAUGAAAGUGUUGGCGGGCGUGAACAAAGACUUUGACGGAGAAAGAUGGACGAAACCUGGUCUUCGCAUUGGAUACCUCCCCCAGGAACCGCAGUUGGAUCCGAACAAGACUGUGUUUGAAAACGUCAUGGACGGCAUCAAGGAGUCCACCGCGCUCCUCAAGCAAUUCGACGACGUGUCGGCGGCGAUGGGCGAACCAGAUGCCGAUUUCGACAAGCUGCUGGACGAACAAGCCAAGCUGCAAGAAAAGAUCGAGCUGUUGGGGUGCUGGGAUUUGACGUACGAAGUUGAGCGAGCGAUGGCUGCGUUGCGCGUGCCGCCUGGCGACUCUGACGUGACGGUCCUAUCGGGGGGCGAGCGGCGUCGUGUGGCGCUGUGCCGACUUGUGUUGGAGAAGCCCGAUAUAUUGCUGCUGGAUGAACCCACCAACCACUUGGACGCCGAGUCGGUGGGGUGGCUAGAAUUGUACUUGAAAAGCUACAAGGGCACCGUGCUGUCCAUUACGCACGACCGGUACUUUUUGGACAACGUCGCGGGAUGGAUUCUCGAGCUCGAGCGCGGAAACAACUACGUGUACGAAGGCAAUUACACGUAUUUUUUGGAGCAGAAGCGCAGCCGCCUGAACAUGGACAAGAAGCGCGAGGCGGUGCGGUCCAAGCAACUCGCGAUGGAGUUGGAAUGGGUGCAAACACACCAGGGCAACAAGAAGGGGUCCAAGGCGCGCCAGCGCCAGAUCGAACAACUCAAGAACGACGACAGCUUUCAUCGACAGGAAGAGGGCCAGAUCGUCAUUCCUCGACCGACUCGGCUCGGCAACAAAGUGCUGUCUGUAUCGAACUUGUCCAAAACGAUCGAUGGCAAGUGCCUCAUCAAGAACCUGAGCUUUGAAAUCGAACCCAAGAGCAUCGUCGGCAUUGUCGGACCCAACGGCGCUGGGAAGAGUACGCUCUUUAACAUCCUUGCGGGCGACAUGGAGCCAGAUGCCGGCACCGUCACCUUCGGUCAAACUGUUCAGAUGGGGUUUGUGACCCAAUCGAGGAAGGAACUGAAGAGUCGCAACACCGUGUACGAAGAAAUUUCUGGGGACAACGAGUUUGUCGAAGUCAAUGGCGACCGCAUCAACACCCGCGCCUACAUUGCGUCCUUCAACCUCAAGGGCCAGAUGCAAGAAAAACAUGUGGGCAAGUUGAGUGGUGGCGAGCGCAACCGUGUGCAUUUGGCCAAGAUGUUGCUGGGCGGCCACAACUUGAUCUUGCUCGAUGAACCGACCAACGAUUUAGACGUCGACACGUUGCGAUCGCUCGAGAUGGCGCUGGUCGACUUUGCCGGCGUGUCGAUGGUGAUCUCGCAUGAUCGCUGGUUUCUCGAUCGCAUUGCGACCCACAUUUUGGCGUAUGAAGGCGACGGCAACGCCACGUUCUUCGAAGGCAAUUACACCGAGUACGAAGCAAGUAAAGCCAAGUAA
Aphanomyces invadans is the source of this 1729-nucleotide messenger RNA. RefSeq lists its product as hypothetical. Gene Ontology annotation, molecular function: ATP binding; ATP hydrolysis activity. The record is from RefSeq and is a predicted model, not a curated record. Gene Ontology annotation, biological process: negative regulation of translational elongation. The coding region runs from base 20 to 1729 and encodes 569 amino acids. NCBI's taxonomy places the organism in Eukaryota, Oomycota, Saprolegniomycetes, Saprolegniales, Verrucalvaceae. The transcript has 9 exons.